AUGGCCAAGUCUUUUGUUCGUCAGGCGUCACUCGUUGCGCUCCUGGCCUCCUCGACUUUCGCUCAAACCUUUACCGACUGCGACCCUACCAAGAAGACAUGCCCUGCCAACGCCGGUCUGGCCGAGUCCACCUACUCGGUCGACUUCACCAAGGGCGGCGACGACACUAACUGGAAGACCGUCGCCGGCAGCGUCGCCUACACCGCCAACGGCGCCGAGUUCACCCUCAACAAGAAGGGCGACGCCCCGACCAUCGAGACCUCGUGGUACUUCUUCUUCGGCCGCGCCGAGGUCCACAUGAAGGCCGCCCCCGGCCAGGGCAUCGUCUCCUCCGUCGUCAUCGAGUCGGACGACCUCGACGAGGUCGACUGGGAGUGGCUCGGCGGCAAGAACGCCGAGGUCCAGACCAACUACUUCGGCAAGGGCAACACCACCUCCUACGACCGCGGCGCCUUCCACACCCUCUCCGACGCCCAGGGCACCUCCCACAACUACACCAUCGACUGGUCCAAGGACGCCGUCGUCUGGUACAUCGACGGCGCCCAGGUCCGCACCCUCAACUACGCCGACGCCCUCGGCGGCCAGAACUUCCCCCAGACCCCCGCCCGCCUCCGCCUCGGCAUCUGGGCCGGCGGCGACCCGGACAACAGCGCCGGCACCAUCCAGUGGGCCGGCGGCGAGACCGACUACACCAAGGCCCCCUACACCAUGGCCGUCCAGUCCGUCUCCAUCACCAACGCCAACCCGGCCGGCUCCUACACCUACGGCGACAAGACCGGCAGCUACGAGAGCAUCAAGCUCGGCGCCGCCAGCGCCGCCGGCGACGCCGCCACCAACUCGGGCCAGAACGACACCGCCUCCUCAGGUAACUCCACCUCUCCCUCUUCUGCCUCCGCCUCCGGCUCCUCCCCGGUCUCCGUCACCGCCUCCUCCGGCUUCGGGUCUCCCUCUGCUUCGUCCGGCCCGCUGAGAAAUGGCACCGCCACGGCAGGAACGACGAUGAAGCCCACCGUCGCCCCCACGGCGACGCAGUCCGGCGCCGCCGCCAGCGCGAGCUCGACGGGCGCCGCGAACGGAAAGGUUGCCGUCGCGGGCAGUGCGCUGUUCGGCGGCGUCUUGGUCGCGCUUGCUGGCCUGUUCUGA
Messenger RNA from Colletotrichum karsti, 1143 nucleotides. Its product is annotated as glycosyl hydrolase family 16. NCBI's taxonomy places the organism in Eukaryota, Fungi, Ascomycota, Sordariomycetes, Glomerellales, Glomerellaceae. Bases 1 to 1143 code for a protein of 380 amino acids. Gene Ontology annotation, biological process: carbohydrate metabolic process; fungal-type cell wall organization. The record is from RefSeq and is a predicted model, not a curated record. Gene Ontology annotation, molecular function: glycosyltransferase activity; hydrolase activity, hydrolyzing O-glycosyl compounds. The transcript has 2 exons. Gene Ontology annotation, cellular component: fungal-type cell wall.